GCCGCGGCUCCCGCCGCUUCCGGGAAUCGUUCAGGGAUGCGAGUUUCCUUGUAAGGAGGCGCCGGGACUGCAGCGGCACCCCCUGCCCCAAGAACCGCCGCUGGGGGCGCAAACGACGACCACGUAACCGCGGCAGGAGUUCGUCUGCAGGCGCUUAAAGGUUUAAUUUGAAAUGUACCAGUAGAAAAAGAAUGUGCUCCUCCAACUGGGUUAUUCUCUCCUUUCUGAAAUUUUUUAGCCUAUGUAUAAUGCCAGAAUUUGUAUAUGCACAGAACACAUGUCCUGAGAUUACGCAACAGCUUUUGAAAGAUGGCUUUCAUAGAGAUCUCUUGAUUAGGGUAGAUUUUGGUAUAGCUGAUGAAGGCCUUAAAAGUUGCAGGCUGGCAACUAAAGUAUAUCUUCCAAGAGGAUUAUAUGUGGAUCCCUAUGAACUGAAAUCUUUACAACAGCAUAAUCUGACUGAGGCGCUGGUGAUUGCGGAUGAAGUAGAUUUGGAAGUUCCUGAGUAUUUAGCAACUGAUGCUUCUGUCCUUAUUUACAUGAGACCUGAUCCUGAGUGCGUUACCUGUUUUAGAGCAUUGUUACCACUGCACUGCCGAUAUUACCGGCCCUCAGAAAGUAAUGGAAAAAUCUCUGUUGUCUUGCAGAGUCCAGAAAUAAUGACCCAUUGCCAAAAAUCCUUUUUUUCAGUGAACUGUUUGAAAGAAACUGAAAUAGAAGCUCCGUGUUCCCAGAAUAAUCUAGACGUAUGCUAUUGGAACAGUAUGAAAUAUAAAAUUGUAAGUAAAGAAUUGGAACUGCAGGUACCAGUUGGACUCAAACAUCACCUUUCCUUGGUGUGUGCAGUAACACUUAUUACCACAGGACUCUGUUCCAGUUUUAUCCUUUCAGCUUUAUGCAAAUAUGGACACUUCAUUCAUUACUGAAUGUGAAAUUAAAUAAACUUUUAUUAUUGAAAUCAUGGAAAAGCUGUCAAACUGUCCAGACAACCUAGAGAUAAGAACAGAAGAGCAAGCUUGAUUGUGUACCAAAAGCUGGUGUUGACUCAUAGUGACCACAUAGCUAGACCUUUUUCAAGAUGAGCUGUUCCCAACCUGGCCUUUUGGGUCUCCCAACAGCGUACUCAUCUCUGUUGUAAUCAAGUCCAUUCAUCUUUCUGCUGAUCAUCGUCUUCUCCUCUUUCCUUCCACCUUUCCCAACUUUAUGAACUCCUCAAGGAAGUUGGGAUUUCAGAUAAUGUGACCAAAAUAUAAUUUGAGCCUGGUUAUUUGGUUCUUGAGUGAGAACUCUGGGUUGAUUUGUUCUAUGAUCUAUUCAUUUGUUUUCUUGGCUAUCCUUGAUAUUGUCAAGAAUCUUUUCUAAUACCAAUGUUCAAAAGUCUUUUUAUCUUCUUCAAAGUCCAACUUCUGCUUGCAUAGUUCUGACAUUUGUGAGUACAGAUGCAUCAUAGCAUCUAAAUAUCUGAAUACUGAGAAAAUGCUGGAUGUAAACCAUUAGCUGUGAAAAUGCAAGGAAACAGAAAAUUGCUUUAUUGAUGGAAAAAUUCAGCAGUUUCAAAUGUUCUUAAUUUUUCUGUUCAUAUCACUAGAGAUACUGCUAGCAUGUGCUAUCUGUCAUAAUUAUAGAAAAUAUUGAAUAUUUAUACAUUUCUAUCUGGAAGAAUAAAUGUCUUCAAAUAUUCUUACAAAUCCUACUUUAGUUUUCAAUCUAAAUUCAUGUACUUUGAUUGCUUUUCACCUGUACUAGAAUUAUUGUCUAAAAUGGUCCACUGUCUCUUUGACUCCCCUCUAAAACAUUAUAAAAAAACGCUUGUCACAUGGUAUAUUUCACCACUGGAUAACAAAUUGCUUUAACAUUGGUUCUUUUGUUCUCUCUACAAAGUGCUAUGUGAUAACUGAGGCAUUGCUACAGCUACUACUUCAAGCUCCAUUUGAGCAGUGUUCUGCAUCUGUUUGGGGGGGGAAGGAGCUUUUAAAGAAACCAAUCACAGAGGAGUUUUUUUGUCACUAAAUUGGCCACAUAUGAGCAAUUGAGGCAUAUAAUGAAACAUCAGCUGUAAAUCUGUUUAUAUUAUCCAUGGAUCUUUUAGUAUGAUGUCAAUUUUAGGAUUUUAUUGGCUGAAAUUUACUGGAAAUAAAUGUAACAUCCUGCACUA
This is a messenger RNA of Python bivittatus (Burmese python), 2155 nucleotides long. RefSeq names its product phosphatidylinositol glycan anchor biosynthesis class X (gene PIGX). Gene Ontology annotation, cellular component: endoplasmic reticulum membrane. NCBI's taxonomy places the organism in Eukaryota, Metazoa, Chordata, Lepidosauria, Squamata, Pythonidae. Gene Ontology annotation, biological process: GPI anchor biosynthetic process. The record is from RefSeq and is a predicted model, not a curated record.